UGACAUCAGAACUGGGUAUAUUCUUGCUUGCCUUUGCAGUAAUGGCUUCACGUCGUGGUCCUAGAGCUACAGGCACCGAUGGCUCCGAUUUCCGUCACCGUCAGAAAGUGGCGUCCCAAUACUCCCGAAUUGCUCAAUCGAAAUGGAGACUGCGUUUGAUGAUGACACUUCACGUAUCGCUCGUCUCUUGCAUAGUACUACACGUCGUAAUGGUUCAGAAUCUGAGAGAAAUUGAGAUCUGGGAGUGGACGUGGUUAGUCAGCUGUGUUGCCUGCAUUCUUGGCUAUAGAGCUCUGAAAAAGAACAACGUGGUGAUGAUGAAAGGAUUUAUGGUCGGAGUCCUUCUCUUUGGCGCUAUUUCCGUGUCUGUGGGAUUGUUCGAGAUGGCGGUCAUACGGCCAGUACAGAUGGUGCAAUUGUUUCUCCUCAUGUUUGGUAUGUCAGCUGGUUUCAUUCAUGUUCUUGAAAUGAUGACUGGGAAAAUUUUGUUGGAUGCAUGGAGCUCAAAAGGAGACAAGUCCUCAUGACCAAGGUCGCUCUUACAAUUAGAAAAGAAAUUGUACACUUGGAUAUACCAAUUUUGAAACUUGCAAUAUUCAAUUAAUGACAAACAACAUGGUGUGAUGUCUAGUUCAGUUUUGGUGUUGAUCAUUUUAAUUUAUCAGUGGGUGAAAUAGAUAGAACAAACUUUA
Molecule: messenger RNA, 692 nt
Organism: Corticium candelabrum
Lineage: Eukaryota; Metazoa; Porifera; Homoscleromorpha; Homosclerophorida; Plakinidae
Product: protein jagunal homolog 1-A-like
Exons: 1
Coding region: 42-527 (161 amino acids)
Biological process (GO): endoplasmic reticulum organization; vesicle-mediated transport
Cellular component (GO): endoplasmic reticulum membrane
Source: RefSeq, a predicted model, not a curated record